CGGCUUUGGGUCCUCGCAUGAGGGUGUGUUUACGUUGACGUCACAGCAGUUUGACGAAGGGAUCAAGGACUGACAAAUCGUCAAUAUGUUCCAUGGGAUACCAGUUACAGGAGGGGUGGGAGGAGCUCCGGCAAAUAAGCCUGAGUUAUAUGAGGAGGUAAAAUUGUACAAAAAUGCCAGGAACGAGAGAAGUAAGUAUGAUAACAUGGCUGAGUUGUUUGCUGUUGUCAAGACCCUUCAGGCCCUGGAGAAGGCUUACAUCAAAGACUGCGUCACACCCAAUGAGUACACUGCCUCCUGCUCCAGGCUGUUGGUUCAGUAUAAGGCUGCCUUCAAACAGGUGCAGGGCUCUGAUGUGGGCUCCAUCGACGAUUUCUGCAGAAAGUACAGACUUGACUGCCCACUAGCCAUGGAAAGGAUUAAGGAAGACCGGCCAAUCACCAUCAAGGAUGACAAGGGCAACCUGAACCGCUGCAUUGCAGAUAUAGUUUCUCUCUUCAUCACCGUGAUGGACAAGCUCAGACUGGAGAUCAGGGCCAUGGAUGAGAUCCAGCCAGACCUGAGGGAGCUGAUGGAAACCAUGAACAGAAUGAGCAACAUGCCUCCAGACUCAGAGGCUAAGGACAAAGUCAGCCUCUGGCUGACCACCCUCAGCAGCAUGUCGGCCUCAGACGAGUUGGAUGAUAAUCAGGUGCGCCAGAUGCUGUUUGAUUUGGAGUCGGCCUACAAUGCCUUCAAUCGCUUCCUCCACUCCUCCUAAAGCCUCUGCCCAUUAUUCAUCCACCUGUCUGAAAUUCUGACUCUAAUAUGUAUUAAGUAAAAAAAAAACACUCUUCCUUCUCCUUCUGACUAUUGUUAAGGAGUGGGUUUAGAUCUGGACAGGGUUUCUGUCUCACAUCACCCCAUUUAUUUUCGUAUGUCCUUUUUAUUCAUGUUGCGUACUAUUCAAAGUCCUCGCCUCCUGUACUCCUGUUUCCCGGACAUCACGAUGCCUGCAGCCUUGCCCACCAGGCUUAAUCUGUGCUGUGAGACACUCCAUUGGCCUCUUUUCUACCCAAACUUGUGUGAUAAAUCCUUUAACAUUGGCUGUUAAUUCUGCCCUUGACAAAACAGUUUACUUCUAACUUUGUACUGUAAUAUCAAAAAGGUCUAAUUUUAUACUUUUGCAGAGCACCAACAAAGAAGCAUGAUACAAUUAUACUGGACAAAAUCUGCAGAUGUAGAAAAAAGGUUGCAACAGCCAAAGCCUUUCUUAUUGGAAAGAUAAAUAUAUAUUUUUCUUUUUGGUACCCUAGUUCUAUCCACUGCCUGCCUCUUAGGGUCAGAUUAGCAUGUUCUGUUCUGUAUUACCUUUAGUUUUUCUAUCACUUUGUUGUUAAUGCAGAGUCCUGCAAUAGGUUCUGAAGUUGGCAUACUUAGUUAAUGGAAAAUGAUUGCAGCUGUAAUAAUAUAUGGACUUUAAACUGCACUUCAGAUUAAUAAUUAUAUUGAAACGUUGGUGGAAGAAGUAGUUUUUUCUGUUCACAAAACCUAAUCCAUAUUUCUUUUACAAGUGAGGGUUUGGCCACACGAAGCGAGGUGGACACACCCCCUCUUUAUUUUGCUUGCUAAAUAUGUUUCAACCCUCAAACAUCAUUAGGGAAAACAUAUUUAUUAAGAAUUAUCAUUGUAAAUAAUAGUUUUGAUUUUUAAAUAAGAGCAUGUAACACCUUUUUAGAAAUAAAAAUGAAAAAUCUACCUCCAA
Molecule: messenger RNA, 1744 nt
Organism: Eleginops maclovinus (Patagonian blennie)
Lineage: Eukaryota; Metazoa; Chordata; Actinopteri; Perciformes; Eleginopidae
Gene: vps28
Product: VPS28 subunit of ESCRT-I
Exons: 10
Coding region: 86-760 (224 amino acids)
Biological process (GO): protein transport to vacuole involved in ubiquitin-dependent protein catabolic process via the multivesicular body sorting pathway
Cellular component (GO): ESCRT I complex
Molecular function (GO): protein-containing complex binding
Source: RefSeq, a predicted model, not a curated record